AUGGGAACAAAAGGAAAGGGGUCUACAAUGGCCUCUCUUAUUGCCACUGUUCUAAUGGUGAUAGUCUCUCUCAGCCUGCCAUCGGAAACCACAGCAAACUACCAUUACGUUUCUCCUCCACCACCACCACCAAAGAAAUACCCUCCACCACCAUCUCCUCCUUACCACUACAAAUCACCACCACCACCACCGCCAGUUCAUAAGUCUCCACCACCACCUCCACCCAAAAAACCUUACAUUUACAAGUCCCCUCCUCCACCACCACCACACAAGAAACCGUACGUGUACAAGUCUCCUCCUCCACCACCUCCAGUCCACAAGUCCCCUCCACCACCACCACCCAAGGAACCAUACGUGUACAAGUCUCCUCCUCCACCACCUCCAGUCCACAAGUCUCCUCCACCACCACCACCCAAGGAACCAUACAAGUACAAAUCUCCUCCACCACCACCUCCAGUCCACAAGUCUCCCCCGCCACCACCACCCUACAAGAAACCUUACAAUACUUUUAAGGAAAGAUAA
Molecule: messenger RNA, 522 nt
Organism: Ilex paraguariensis (yerba mate)
Lineage: Eukaryota; Viridiplantae; Streptophyta; Magnoliopsida; Aquifoliales; Aquifoliaceae
Source: the annotation of a GenBank genome assembly